Messenger RNA from Aspergillus uvarum CBS 121591, 553 nucleotides. RefSeq lists its product as uncharacterized. NCBI's taxonomy places the organism in Eukaryota, Fungi, Ascomycota, Eurotiomycetes, Eurotiales, Aspergillaceae. Bases 198 to 494 code for a protein of 98 amino acids. The record is from RefSeq and is a predicted model, not a curated record. The transcript has a single exon.
AUGUGCGGUCAGUCUCCAAUGCUACCUCCCCCUUGGGAUCUUCAUCAAUCAGUCAGAUUCCUCGGUGGUGCCCUUCCACCAUUUGUUCUAUUCUUCGCGACGUGAAAGAGCUUCAACUCUCUCGCUGGCCACCAAUCCAAAAUGGCAUGAUCCUCCAGCAGCAAUAGUGACCUUUGAUACUACAAAACCCUUGAAAUAUGCAUGGCCACGCCCGAUUAUUGUUGCCUAUCUUCUUUCUUCCCUGCCCCUUCCCUUUUUUUGACUGUUCGUACUGUAUCUCUUACACUCUCUUCCUCUCAUUGUUCUUUUCUCCCGCGGUGUGUGCGUGCGAACUAAUCCAAAUUGUGCAUGGCAUCUGGCAUGGAUUGCUAUGGUCUUUAUUCUGUUCUCAAUCCUGUCUUGCUAUCGCUUUAUGUAACAAAAACCUGGGUUUAUGCGGUGGAACGAAUCUUCUGUGCAUACCUAAAUUAUGCGUAGCCAACUUGGUAGCCUGAGGGCAUCAGUCUCAAUAUAGGAAUAGCAAAAAAGAGCCAGGCCCAGCUUAGUGGCAGUU